AGGAAGCUUCUGAACAUGAACACAUAUUCCUACACGCUCUGAGUCAGUUCGAGUCAGAAAACAUGUCUGAAGGGUACUUUGGAAAACGUGAGAAGCUGUAUUUGGACGAUUUGUAUUGGGGACUGAUAACGAGCUCGCAUAUUCUUCACCACCAUGGCAUCCUCGAUGCCUAUGGCCAUGUCAGUGUUCGCAAUCCAGAUAACCCAGACACCUUCUUGAUGUCCCGCAAUAUGCCUCCGGCGCUAAUGUCUUCUGCCGAAGAUAUUGUUGAAUACAGAAUCGAGGACGCAGAACCUGUCGAGAACGACGCCCCCAAGGGGUUCGUUGAACGCUGCAUCCACUCGGAGAUCCUGAAGAGAUUUCCAACAAUCAAUGCCGUUGUACAUGCGCAUGCGCCUUCUGUGCUGCCUUUCGGGCUCACCGGCGUACCCUUAAAGGCGUCCUUUCACAUGGCAGGCUUUCUGGGCACCGAGACGCCCGUUUGGGACAUCGCGGACGCGUAUUCGAGUUCAGAUCCGAGCCACGAUUUGCUGGUGAAAACAACCAAGGUGGGACAUCACCUCGCUGCGGCAUUCAAGCCAUCGACUUCGGCCGGGUUCAUCUCGCAAAAGCUGCGUUCUGCUCUUCCAGCUCAGAUUGGAGGCCGCGCAGCGGAUCCUUCAAACGAGCCGACGCACCCUGUGGUCCUCAUGCGCGGUCAUGGGUUCACCACUUGCGCAGACAGUUUGGAAGCUGCGGUGUUCCAAGCAAUAUACACCGUAGAGAAUGCGAAGAUCCAGACUGAUUCAAUCAUGAUGCAUAACGCCUAUUUCGGUCAUAGUCUGGAAGGAAAGGUGAACGUGGAAGGCGGUGGCAAGAUCCAAAACGCGAAGUUGAAGAGUGAGGGAGGCAAUAUUAAAUACCUCUCAGGCAAGGAAGCGGACGACGCUUGGGUCAUGAAUAAGGCAACGAUUGCUAGGCCAUGGGCUUUAUGGUUGAGAGAGGUGGAGGUCAAUCUCUUGUAUAGGAAUGAAGUAAAGCGUGAGUCGAAGAAAUAGGCUAUGUUUCUUUCUCUCCAUCGCCGUUUUCUUGUGCUUCUUCGAUGCUUCUUUUGAACCUCUAGGCAGUUCGAUUUUACUUCUUCACUUUGACUGCACCGUGGUUAGAUGGCGUCACAAUGGCGAUCUUCGGUUGCUACUUUAAACAAGAAUCAGGCACGGCGAUGUUUCGAUGAAGACUUGAUGACAGACAGCAUCAUGUUCUGUACAGGCUGGCUGACCCACGAAGAAUCAUGAUGGCAGUUUUCAAAUAGAGACUCAGUGGGUAUCAGGUUGAAAAAUAAAGUAUUGAAUGUGCGACAUGCUGGGAGCUUGUUACUCCAUUGUAAAUCGCAGAAAAAAUGCCUG
This is a messenger RNA of Verruconis gallopava, 1385 nucleotides long. RefSeq lists its product as uncharacterized. Gene Ontology annotation, cellular component: cytoskeleton. Bases 63 to 1037 code for a protein of 324 amino acids. Gene Ontology annotation, molecular function: actin filament binding. The transcript has a single exon. The record is from RefSeq and is a predicted model, not a curated record. Lineage: Eukaryota; Fungi; Ascomycota; Dothideomycetes; Venturiales; Sympoventuriaceae.